Molecule: messenger RNA, 923 nt
Organism: Choloepus didactylus (southern two-toed sloth)
Lineage: Eukaryota; Metazoa; Chordata; Mammalia; Pilosa; Megalonychidae
Product: ly6/PLAUR domain-containing protein 2-like
Exons: 4
Coding region: 161-544 (127 amino acids)
Molecular function (GO): acetylcholine receptor inhibitor activity
Source: RefSeq, a predicted model, not a curated record
GAGCCUGCCCCCCUGGGCUGGUGGACAUCGCAGAGCCCAGUUGCAGGCCAAGGGGCAGAGGGAGGACGGCAAAGAGCCCCAGGCAGCAGGAGCCGCCGCGGACGCCGAGGCCAGGCUGGGGCGAGCGCGGAGCGGAGACGGCAGGGGCUGGUGACCCACCAUGCAGCCGACGCGGCUGGCGCUCCUGGCACUCGUGCUGGCCGCCUGCGGGGCACUCGCCACAGCCAUACGAUGCUACACAUGCCACGAUCCCACGAGUGUGACCGACUGUGUCACCGUCACCACCUGCAAGGCCAACGAGACCAUGUGCAAGACCACACUCUACUCCCCGGAGCUCGCGUACCCGUUCCUGGGGGACUCCCUGGUGACCAGGUCCUGCGCUAACAAGUGUCAGCCCUCGAACGUGGAUGGCCUCGGACAGAUUCGGCCCGUAUCCUGCUGCAACACAGACCUGUGCAACGUGGAUGGGGCCCCCGGCCUGGGCGGCCCUGGCGGCCUGGCACUGGCCCUCACGCUGGUCCCCCUCCUGGGCCUUGGGCUCUAGGGCCCCGGGAGCCCCGGCCACCCCCCACCCCCCUGUGCAGUGUCCCCUCCCGCCCCCCGUGCCCCAAGUAAGCUGCCAGCCUGCCCCGGCCUCCGACUCUCCUUUCUGGGUGGAGACGGCCCCUGGGGCCGGAGAAGGCCCUCCUGCACCCCGUCCCUGGCUGUCCCUGCCCGUCUUGUCUCGCUGCUGCCCCGUUUCUGAAUCUCCAUGAGGCUCCGUCUCACAGCGUGGGUCUGUCUGUCCCUCUGCCCUCCUGUCUGGGACUAUGGGCCUCCCUGGCUCUCUCUCGAGCUGCUCCUCCUUCUCUCCCCUCGCUCUGCAGAGCUGACCUGAGCCUGGGUCCGUCUCUCUCCCCUGGGGCCUGGUCUGUAUGUCCACA